UGAUUGAUUAUUGCCCAGAGGAUCCGAGUCAAAUAUCACAUUAUUGUCUUGGAAACACUAUUCAUACAUCGGUGAUCGCUGGAUUCUUAUUGAUUUUCGGUUCAUUCCAACUAUAUUUGUAUCGGAAAUAUUCAACCCAUCACCGAUAUGUUGAUCGAAUAGGAAAAUCAAAAUUGUUCAACCUACAAAUUUGUCUAACAAUACUAGUUCCAGCAUUGGCGUUACUAAAGUUUAUUAUUCAAAGUAAUAAUGAUGGAAAGGUCUACGGUUUUAUGAUAACCGCAGGUGUUUUAACAUGUUUCGCUUAUGUAUUUUCUACAUGCUUAAUCUUAACUGAACGAUAUUACCGCUUACAAUCAGUCACUACUAGAGGUCAUGGCCCAGUUUUGUUAGUAUUUUGGACGCUAGCGUUUAUCGCGGAAAAUUUAUCCAUUAUCUACUUGCAACUGGCCGACAUCGAAAUUAUAUUUUUUGUUCUCCGAUAUGCAUCUAUACUGUUGAUAUUUAUACUUGGGCUUAAAGCUCCUGGUAUUGUAAGAGAUAAUGAUGACCAAGAUCGUUUACUUGAUGGUGAAAUUGAAAGCAGUGUUAGUGACCCAAACAUAGAUUUCGAAUCAAAUACACAAUCAGAAUCGCCUGAAAAAUGCGAAAUUCGAACUACAAUCAUUGUUCCAUAUCGGCUAUCCACAUUCAUUAAAACAGACGAAAUAAUUGUUCUUAGUGAAGGUGUCAUCGUCGAGAGAGGUCGACACGAUGAUUUGUUGAUACUGAAUGGAGUUUAUGCAAACGUCUGGUUGAACCAAUUGCAAAACUUAUACUCAGAGCAAAAUAUAGACGAUUAUUUGACAAUUAGAAAUGAGGAAACUGAAGAGAAACUUCCUGUAGCACCAAAGUCUCCGUUAAUUCCACCAGCGCUAGAUCUGUCACUAAUAGCACCAACUUUGCCUCCUCCACCAAUUUCACCAUCGCCAUCGUUACUUUCUCCAUCAACCUCUUCAGUGUUACCGCCACCAGUACUACCUCCACCAGUGCCACCUCCACAACCAGUUACAAAAAAGAAUAAUGUUCCAAAACCGGGUAAUGCUUUGAAAAGUUUCAAUUGGUCAAAGCUUUCAGAUAUGAAGAUCAAGGGAACUAUUUGGAGCGAAUACACCAAUUCAAAAUUAUAUGCAAACGUACAUCUACUGAAGUCAAUCGACACAAUAUUUUCUGCUUAUCAGAAAAAUGGUAUCGACAAUGAUGGAAAUACGGAGGUAUUGGAAAAGAAUCGACACAAAAAUAUUUCAGUAAUUGAUGGACGUCGAGCUCAAAAUUGUACAAUUUUCCUAAGACGACUGAAGCUGAACGAUAAAGUAAUUUCUCAGGCCAUCCUUUCAAUGGAUUCAAACGACCAACUUGCUGCAGACGUGGUAGAGCAGCUACUCAAAUUCACACCAUCAGCUGAAGAGAAACUUCUUUUAGAAGAGCACUCCAAAAAUAUUGAUUCAUUGGUCACAGCCGAUAGAUUUCUGUACGAAAUCUCGCAGAUUCCUGACUAUGAGCAACGAUUGCAGAGUCUAUUGUACAAAAAGCAGUUUUCAGAAAACGUGAAUUGCCUUUUCUCCCGAAUAGCCAGUGUGACAGAAGCAUCUCGACAAGUAAAACGUUCAAAGAAACUUAAAAAGUUAUUGGAAAUAGUUUUGGAUUUAGGAAACUACAUGAACUAUGGUCCACGAGGUAACGCUUCCGGAUUCCAUUUAACAUCGUUGAGCCGCUUAAUCGAUACAAAGUCCAGUUCAGUGAGGAGCCCGACUCUUCUUCACUUUCUAGUUCAAUUAAUCGAAAAGGAAUUCGAGGAAAUAAUGGUUAUCGCAGUAGAAAUUUCAGGGGUCCGACUAGCAAGCAGGAUUUCGCUUGUUGAAUUAGAUCACGAUAUGAAAAUGUUAAGAACUAAUUCGGCUAAGUUUUCCAUCUUUACGACGAAAGAAUUUUAUGAACAAUCGAUGUUAACAUUUGCGGAAUUAGAAAAUCAAGUGAAGGAAAUGAAAAUGAUGUUCGAUCAAGCCGCUCGAAGAUUUGGUGAGAACGGAUCGCUUAUGCAACCGGAUGAAUUCUUUGGAAUGUUUAAUGAUUUCUUGACUGCAUUUGAAGAAGCUAGACAGUUCAACGAUAACUCAAAGAAAAUUCAAGAAGAUGGAGAAAAACGGGCCCAAAAGGAAACAGCACUCAAGAAGAGUAGAUCGUCUAUGAGUGAAAAAAGCCUUCCAACAGCGGACACUAAAAAUGCCAGUACAGUUGAAGAAACGACGAAAUCAACGUUUCAAAAGACUAGACUGCGUGAAACAAGAGAAAGACAAAACAAACAACGACAUAGUUUGAACAGUGAAAGUAGAGAGCGAUCAAGUGCUACCGAUGCCUUACCAGAUCUCAUGUAGCACAAUGUAUGUUAAAACUAAUAAAAAGAUUU
Molecule: messenger RNA, 2446 nt
Organism: Bradysia coprophila
Lineage: Eukaryota; Metazoa; Arthropoda; Insecta; Diptera; Sciaridae
Product: disheveled-associated activator of morphogenesis 2-like
Biological process (GO): positive regulation of actin filament polymerization
Source: RefSeq, a predicted model, not a curated record